This is a messenger RNA of Caenorhabditis bovis, 1986 nucleotides long. The record is from the annotation of a GenBank genome assembly. Lineage: Eukaryota; Metazoa; Nematoda; Chromadorea; Rhabditida; Rhabditidae.
AUGACUGAUGCUCGUGAGUCUCCGGAAUAUCCUUUUUCGAAAUUUCUCGACCAACAUACGAGUCAAUUGGAGGCAAGUUCGGUUCCACCAGAGUUGUGGUUUAAUCUUUACGUGAAACUCGUCAAUCAAAGAUUUGAUGCCGGUGAUUAUUUCAAAAUUAUCUGUGAGAUUCCGGAUGAUGGCGAAAAGAAUAUGAGUGUUCUCGCGAUUAACGAUAUGCAUAAUGUUGAUGAGCACAAUGUAUUUCUUAUUGAUCAUUUACUGACAUUCGAAUCGGAAAAUUUACGAAAAAUCAUCGAAUCGUCUGGAGAUUUGCUGAAAAGACUUGUCGAUUUGUUUGGAUUGGACAAUUUGGAAAAUAAUGAGGAAGAUGAGGUUGAGAAGAUUGAGACGAGUAAUGACAAAGAAAAUCAGAAAUAUGAGCAACAGCAACUAAAUUCAGGAAGCUCACUUCCACGUCCAGAAUCUGUUGAUGCUCGUCUUGGUGCUUAUUCCGAAGAUUCCGAGAAUAAUCUCGUCGAUGCGGUUAUCAAGGAGGUUUGGAAAAACGCGCAAACCUAUACGGUUUGCUACAAAACGGAAACUGGAAUGCAAAGCAAACCGAUGUGGUAUUUAAUGGACGAGUUUGGUAGCAGAAUUCGUCAUUCUUCUAAUGGAAAUGUUCGCACUAUUCCACUGAUGUUCUUACCACAAAGUUGCGCUUAUAAUAUCAUGUUUUUAACGAGACCAAUUGCAAAAGAUGAAGAAGUUACUCGCGACUUUGCCCAAAAUAUAUUUACUGCAAAGAAUCCGGAAUGGCGUAAAUACUUGGAGCUGCCUUGGGUUCCAAACGAUUUCUCGAAUGAGUCUUCGGAAUUUCCAACUCCAACUGAAGAAUACUUCACUUCUGGAAGAAACCCCGAUCAUCUUGCAUCAUCGAAUGAUCAGGAAACCGCAAACUCUGCCCUUUCCGCAUCUUUGAGCAUUUUGAAAUCGCGAAAACUUCGAAUUUAUGCUGACGAUACACAAUUAAUUGAGCAUUUGAAACGCGACUACGAACUCGUGGAUGACUGGAAGAAAGCAGAUAUUGUAUGGUGCAUGAAACACUUCCAUGACUUCAAAACUCUUUGUGAAGAGAAUCCCUGUGGAAUGAUCAAUCAAUUCCCCUAUGAAUCGUGUCUGACAGUAAAGGACCUUCUUGCAACAUGUGCGAUGCAUGAUUACAAGAAAAAUAAAUGGUAUCAGCUCACUUAUAAUCUAAACACGGAGCUCCCACAAUUCGUCGCUUGCUAUCAAAAACGGCAAAAGGAUAAUAUUCCAAACGUUUGGAUUGUGAAACCGUGGAAUCUUGCUCGUGGAAUGGAGAUGUGUGUAACCGACGAUCUCAACAAGAUCAUUCGAUUGGUUGAAACUGGUCCAAAAGUUGUUUGCGAAUACAUCACUCGUCCGUUGUUAUUCCCAAGACCUGACAACGGAAAUCGGGUAAAGUUCGACCUGCGAUAUAUUGUGUUUGUAAACAGCUUUGAACCAAUUACUGCGUACAUCUACAACAAAUUCUGGAUUCGAUUUGCAAUCAACGAAUUUGUUUUGGGAAAUUUUGACGAUUUGGAAACUCAUUUUACAGUUUUCAAUUAUUCUGAAGAUCCUUCAAAGGUUUUGAAUAUGAAAUGUGAGAAGUUUAUUGAAACCAUUGAAAAGGAAUAUCCGAAAAUCAAAUGGUCCGAAUUGCAAACCAAAAUCAAUUCAACAAUUCAUAAAGCACUUGAGGCUGCUUCAAAGAAUAAACCACCCCGAGGAGUUGCGUCAAACGUUCAAUCUCGCGCCAUGUAUGGUGUCGAUAUCAUGUUGCAGUAUGACGACGAGGCAAAUAUCAAGCCAACUUUGCUCGAGGUGAAUUUUACCCCUGAUUGCACCCGCGCAUGCCAAUAUUAUCCCGAUUUCGCGGACACUGUCUUCGAGACGAUGUUCCUCGGCGAAAUCAAUCCCGCAAAUGUUACCCCUAUUUAA